GCUUCAUCGAUCCUAUGUCGAAUUGAUCGACUGUCGGCCCAUUAGCCGAACGGCUUGCGAAUCUUUUGCCGAAUACCGUCUUCUCCCUGACGGCUAUUGCUCCUCCCCUCGCGAAUGUGCACGAGGCAUAUCUACUCUCCUUCACCAGCUAUCCUCAGCUUCGUGUAAGACACUAUCCGUUUGCAGUCAUCGCCAGAACAUAGCGCCCAAGCAGCAAGUCAUAUAGCGUGGCAGUCCUAGUCCCUCCGUCUCCCGCUCGACACCUUUUCAAGCUUUUGCAUCCCUUGCAGCGGGCGCAUACAGACUUGGCGAUAUGGUUGGCGUCAAGGACCCCGCGCUGGGCGACAUCGACGUCGACGGCCCGCCCAGGCCCGACUUCUCCGCCUCUCCACCGCGUUUCGUCAUCGUCGGUGCCGGCUCUCGGGGGCAAUGCUAUGCCAACGCCAUUGACACCGUCUCCAACGGCGUCGUCGCUGCCGUCGCCGAGCCUCUCCGCUUCAAGCGCGAGCUCAUAGGCCGCAAGCACAUAUGGGGCCCCGACGGCGGGCCCAAGGAGGGCCAGAGCUUCUCCAACUGGCGCGAGUUCGUCGAGUACGAGCAGAAGCGCCGUGAGCGCGUGGCGGCUGGCGAGGCAAACGUCCCGGAAGGUGUCGAUGGCGCCUUCGUGUGCGUCCUCGACGAGAUGCACCGAGAGGUCGUCGUCGGCCUGGCGGCGCUCAACAUCCAUAUCAUGUGUGAGAAGCCGCUGGCCACCAACCUCGACGACUGCCUCGCCAUGUACCGCGCCCUCAAGCCGCUGCAAGGCCAGAAGAUCUUCUCCAUCGGACAUGUCCUGCGCUACAGCCCCCACAACCUCAUGCUCCGCAAGCUGCUCGUCGAGGACCGCAUCCUCGGAGAGAUCAACAGCGCCGUGCACACCGAGCCCGUGGGGUGGUGGCACUUUACGCACUCCUUUGUCCGCGGCAACUGGCGCAACGAGAAGACGAGCGCCCCGUCUCUCCUCACCAAGAGCUGCCACGACAUCGACCUCCUGCUCUGGCUGCUGUGCUCCCCUGAGAAGGCUGGCCAGGGGGAGCCUCACCUCCCCCAGCACAUCUCCUCCACCGGCGACGUCCAGUUCUUCAAGAAGAGUCGCAAGCCCGCUGCCGCUGGUGCUGCGACCAACUGCACCAAAUGCCCCCUCGGCGACUCCGGGUGCAAGUACUCGGCCAAGAACAUUUACCUGGGCGACACCAUCGGCCUCGCCCGCGGCAACACCAAGUGGCCCAUAGACAUCGUCGUGCACGAUAUUGAAGACUACAAGACGCACGACCAACGCGUCGCCGCCAUGACCAAGGUUCUCGAAGAGGACUGGGACGAGAGCACGCCCGCCGACGUUGUGAGCUCCCGAAAUUGGUUCGGCCGCUGCGUCUUCGAGACGGACAACAACGUCUGCGACGACCAGUUCGUCACCAUCACCUGGCCAGAGUCCAACCGCCCCGCCAAGCGCGUCACCUUCCACAUGGCCGCGCAGACCAAGCGCCAGUGCGAGCGCUUCUCCCGCUUCUACGGUGAGCACGGCGAGAUCUACGCCGACUCGCGCACCAUCGUCUUCGAGGACUUCAACACGGGCGAGACCAAGACCUUUGAGCCGCGGCUCGAGGACCUCGGCCACGGAGGCGGCGACAAGGGCCUGACGCGCCAGUUCGUGCUCGCUUGCGACAUGGUCAAGAACCACGCCUGGCACGGCGACAAGGCCCAAAACGAAUUCGUCGGCUGCACCCUCGACGAGGUCAUCCGGAGCCAUGCCCUCGUCUUCGCCGCCGAGGAGGCCCGUGUGGACAACAAGGUUGUUGACUGGCAAAAGUACUGGGACGAAAACGUUGUCAAGGCUUCGUGACUUGGCUCCAAGUCCGGAUCGGGUCGUGCCCCGACGAGAAAGCGGUUGACUUGCCACGUUCUUUGAAUCAUUGUGUCCCAGGCUGAGGCCGGAAGCUGCAAUGCAUGCACGAGCCACAUACUUGUAAUUCCAUGACCACGUUUAAUGAAAAUCUACUCAUGAU
Messenger RNA from Purpureocillium takamizusanense, 2042 nucleotides. RefSeq lists its product as uncharacterized. NCBI's taxonomy places the organism in Eukaryota, Fungi, Ascomycota, Sordariomycetes, Hypocreales, Ophiocordycipitaceae. The record is from RefSeq and is a predicted model, not a curated record. The coding region runs from base 314 to 1879 and encodes 521 amino acids. The transcript has a single exon. Gene Ontology annotation, molecular function: nucleotide binding.